AAAAAAAACAAUAAUAAUAAUUGUGCCGAAAGUAGUAGCCACCGCCACCACCGUAAUAUCAGGGAGAUACAAAUAGAGGCCAACGAAGAAUUACAUUUGUUUUGCUGUAAAGAAAGCCAAACAACAAACAAUCAUAUUAGCCCACUCGUCCUAUUCUUUCUUCUUCUUCAUCUUCACUGUAUCGUUUAGUCAAACUAUUUUCUCCACGAUCUGUUUGCUCGUACCUGGUGAGACUGAAAACAACCUGUAGAAGAAGAAGGAAACAGUAUGAUCAGUGAUCGGUCUGAGUUCAGAGUUCAUAUACGGAGAGUAUUCGUCAUCAUGAUCAGAACUUCCUAUAGAUGGAUCUGCAGUCAUCCCUAUCUCCUUGGCUUUGUUGGGGUUGUGUAUCUUCUGUAUAGAGCUUGUCCUCUUUUGUUUUCUCCUUUGGUAGCUGCAUCUCCUGUUUUGGUUUGCACUUUCGUUUUGCUUGGAACGAUUCUUAGUUUCGGAGAGUCAAAUAUUAUACCUGAGAUCGAAACAGAACCGGAGGCUACUGUUCACGAGGCUGCUCUUUUCACAGCAGAGGCUUCGAGGGAUCCUAGUGUUGUUGAGAGAAGGGAUGAGAGUUUCACGGUUGAGAGGUUCGUGAGCACAGAGAAAGAUGGAAAUGAUCAGCUGAGUGAGGUUGAGGAUGAUGCUCGACCAUUUGAUUAUAGUCCUUUGGUUGAUGAGAUCAAACGGGAUGCUCAAGUAAGGUUUGAGGAUAGAGCAUUUGAUUUGGAUUUGGAGAAGAGGGGAGAUGGAGAAGAGGAGAAGUUGAUUGGAAAUGAUGAUGGGAAGCGAGUUUCACAUGGUGGAUCUUUAGAUGAUAUGAUGGAGGAUGAUUCAAAGGAAGAUCAGGUGGAUGUAUCUCCAGUUUCACCUUGGAGACCAAUGAGGCAUGAGGAGGGCGAUGAUGACUCACUGGAUUCUAGUUCUGAUGGUGCGGAAAGUUCUUCACCUGACCCCUCUAUGACAGACAUCAUCCCCAUGCUUGAUGAGCUUCACCCGCUUUUACACUCAGAGAAUCAAGGUCUUGGUAUUGCAGAUCUUGAUGGAUCAGAUGCAACUUCAGAGGAGCCAGAUAUGAGUAGUAGUGAUAGCGAUGAAGGAAUGGAGUCUGAUGUUAACAGCGAAAGUCAUGGUGAAGAGGACGACAACAAGAAGGAAGAAGAGGAAGAGGAGAAGAAGGAAGAUGAAAUUAAAUCACCUAUCAAAUGGACAGAGGCUGACCAAAAAAACGUCAUGGAUCUAGGAAGUCUCGAGCUCGAAAGAAACCAACGGUUGGAGAGUCUAAUCGCCAGGAGAAGGGCUCGCAACAAUAUGAGAAUGGUGGCAGAGAGAAAUCUCAUUGAUUUCGACUGUGCUGAUGUUCCAUUUAAUAUGCCGCCAAUCUCAACCGCAAGGCAGAAUCCAUUUGAUCUUUCGUAUGAUGAUAUGGGACUACCACCUAUCCCUGGCUCUGCUCCGUCCAUUAUGUUCGCGAGGAGAAGAAACCCGUUUGAUCUUCCGUACGAGCCAAAUGAAGAGAAGCCAGACCUCAAGGGUGAUGGUUUCGAGGAAGAGUUCUCUUCUCCACAACCUAAGGAGCCAGUGUUCAGAAGACAUGAGAGUUUCAGUGUAGGUCCAUCGAUGCUCGGAGGUCCCAGACAUGAUAGGCUACGACCUUUCUUCGUGCUGGAAAGAUUAGCACACGAGAGAGCAAGCUAUUAUCCGUUUGAAAGGCAGCUCAGUGAAGUUAGUGAAUCAAAAGUCAGUUCUGUGCCUGAUACUGAAUCUGUCUGCACAAUCAUGGAGGAUGACGAAAAGAAGGUGGAUGAACAUGAUGCUGAUCAAGAAACGGAUAUGGCUUCUGACCAUGAUGAAGAAAAAAGCCAUUCAGCUUCUGGCCAUGAUGAAGAAAAAGGUCAUUCGUCAGAAGAUUCCGAUAUUGAUGAACAAGCUGAUAGCAAAAUUCUUCAUCAUGAUGUGCCUGAGAUAAUACUGGGAAGUGCAGAAACACACCAUGAGCAAUCAAACAUGAUGGACGGAGAAACUUCUGAUAAGACAAAUCAUGAUCAAGAGGAUUCCAGUGAUAGUGAUUCAUCUUUAUCAGAGAUAGAAGAGGAGAUAGCGCAUAUUAGUGAGAAUGAAGCAAUGUUGGUUUCUGAGCGGGAAGUUGAUCUUCAUGAGACAUCAGGUACUUCUUUUGGAGGAUCAGAUAUUCACGUUGCAAGAGAGAUGGAGAAUGAUUAUCACCGUGAUGAAUCGCCUGCUUUCAUUGCUCCACUCCCCUCCCUGGAGGAGCCAGCAAUUCAUGAUCUUUGUGGGUUGGUGGGUGACCACCACGAAACACCUGUUUACGAUUCGAGUCCUCCCUCAGCCAGUAGAUUCCCAUCAUUUUCUUCCGUAUCAUCUGAUCACAAACCUGAUCUACCUGGAAAGAGUGACGAAGAAGUACAAGAAAAUACAGAUAAUGAACGGGAAGUUUAUUCUGAAAGCAUAGGUCCUGAUGAGAUUGAAACAAGUACAAGGGAAGUGGGAGAGAGUAUCACGCAUGUUACAGUAGAGGCAAGCUUUCUCAUUUCGGAGGUUGGAAUUGACGGUCAAAAGAACUCAAUUUCCGUGUCUGAAUUUGAGGAAGCCUUACUUGAUUCCUCUCUACCUUUGGAUAAGAACGAGAAUAUUGAUCACCAGGAGGAUGACCGUUUGUCUGUUUCUAGUCAAGAAGACCUGGAAGAGAUUCAUGAAGAAGUGAAAGAGGCUGUAGAUACCAGAGCGCUAGAAAUUAGUGAAUCUUUGGUUGACUUGGUUUCUUCUACAGAAGAGGAAGCAGUAUCUACAGGGAUAGUUGAACAACAUCUCCCAGUUGAGCCUACAAGUUCACCUUUGGGAUAUGGUGACACGACGGAGCAUGUGACAACACUGGAAGAAUCACCUGAUGUGGUACAUGACAUAGCUGAAACUUCAGUAGCUGAAGUCAUAAUGCAGGAGGAAGAGGAUAAACAAAAAGAUGAAGCCACUCCUCAAACAUCCAAUGCAGACAUCCCAAUAGACAGCUACGCCACUUUGUCUUCUGGAGCAGUUGAGUAUGUUGAGACGCAUUCAUUUAAUGACGAAGAUGCUCCGAAGGCGGAACAAGAUCCAGUUCAGUCAUCAGUUUCUGAUGCCAAGGAAGAAACACACUCCAACCAAACUAUGGUUAUUGAAGUAGACUCUGUGAAUACCAGUGCUCAAAAUGUGGGAUCCGAAGAAACGACUCCAUCUGAAUCAGGUAGAGAACCGACCUGGUCAGAUAAAUCUGUGGUAGAACAAUCAUCCCUUGAACCUGGUGAAGAUCAAGAACCAGCUCGUGCAGCUCCUCUGAGUGUGGUCUUUUCCCGUAAAAUCACUUUCCACGAGUAUCACGAAGCUCCUGAGGAUACAACCGAGCUAUCUUGUUUGACAUCUGACACGUCCUCAUCUCCAGCGGAGUCUCCUGAGUACGAAACACCUAUGGUUGGUGAAGGCUCAAAGGCGGAGUUCUUCCAAGAGUCUGUUAAUGAGGGGCUUGACCAUGUGGUCGAGCAAUCAGAUCAGCUUACGGAUUUACAUGAAAUAUCUCAAAGUCCUCCUGAAGUUAUCACUGAAGAGGCAGACGAGAUAAAAGAGAUUGAUGAAGGAUUGUUGUCUGAACUUGACACUAUUGGAGACUUCGGUGUUAAGGAAGUUGUGACAGAUUCUGAACCUGGGCCAUCUUCAGUAGGGUCAGACACUGCCAAAGAACUUACGGAAGCUCUACCCGUUCUGGAAGUGAGAUCUGUUGAAGACAUAGAAUCUGCUUGCCAGCAGAUUCAUGAAGGACCCGAGGUUGAAGAUGUUAUUCUUCCAAGCACCGUUCAGGACCAGUUGGCUCAAGAAAAUUCUGAAAACUCAUCAGAGACCAAGUCGGAUUUAACAGUGGUGGAAGCUACGUCGAAAGAUGAUCUAGAUACUGCUAUGAAUGAGGCUGUUGUAGAGAGCAUGGGCAAGCAACCAAUGUCACCAGAAUCAAAUGGUGGGUCUGGAGAAACCAAGUGCGGAGUUGAAAUGGAACCAUCAGGGUCUUUAAUUGAAGAAAGAUCUCUUGAUGAGACAAAUGUUCAUCUGAACAACAUACCUGAGAAAGAAGAAGAUGAAACUAAACCGAAAGAGAUAGCAACAUCUGAUGUAUCGUCUAAGGAAACUCAAUCACUGGAGGAAAUUCCAAAACCUUCAGAACCAAAAGAGGAGAUGUCAACGGAAGUAAUCUCUGAAAGAGUGGUGAUUCCUACAGAAAGCAUAGAGUCUAGAAAUGUAACACUAAGCGAUGAAGUAGUGACUAAGGAAGCAAAAGCUGAGACCUCAAGCAACAUUGAUGGGAUUGUACGGAGUCCUGAGUCCAAAGAAACUCCGGGAGAUUCGGAGGAAAGCAUUUCAGAAGUAAAGACAGAGGAGAAGGAGAAGGAGAAGGAGAAGGAGAAGGGUAAGUCCGAUUCUUCAAGCUCGAGCUCAAGCUCUAGUUCGAGUGACUCAGAUUGAAAAACAAAAUCGAAGGGUAAUGCAUCUCAACUCCUAGUAUAUAUGUUUGUUACACUGUAAUUGUUAGGCACUUCUGGGUUUGCUCUGUUUUAAAAGGGGCAGGAAGAAGCCGCUAUUCAUUUUUUUGUACUGAGUUUUCUCCUUUUCCCGGUUUGUGUGUGUAUCAGUGUAUGUGUGUUUCCUUUUCUUGUGUUUCAGCUUCCAUAUUUAUUGAUUUGUAUUUCUUGAUACUAUUCUGAGGUUUUUUCAGGGUUUUUGGUUUGUGACUUUAAAUAUUUUCUCGUUUUCAUUCUAUAAUGUUUUGUAUUGAAACUGAGAAAUUAUAAAUGUAUUGAUGUUUGGAUU
Brassica napus (rape) is the source of this 4884-nucleotide messenger RNA. RefSeq names its product titin. The transcript has 3 exons. NCBI's taxonomy places the organism in Eukaryota, Viridiplantae, Streptophyta, Magnoliopsida, Brassicales, Brassicaceae. The coding region runs from base 268 to 4539 and encodes 1423 amino acids. The record is from RefSeq and is a predicted model, not a curated record.